AAGUGAGGGUAAAAGGAAAACAGGUUCCCCUCACAGUUAGCAAGUAUGUCUGAACAGGAGUCGGCAGGUGAAAAGUCAGAGACGAUGCCCCAGCAAGUGACGGACCCUCAGGACCCGCCGGGGGGUGGGGCAGGGCAAGUGGAGGGCGUGGUUGAAGGGGUCAUGGAUCAAACUGUUUUCUACCCUGUGGAUACAGUGCCUCCCGUCAACCUUAUGAUUUUGUUUGGACUACAGCAAGCUUUGAUGACCCUUGGUGGAACUAUGUCACUCCCUUUUAUCUUGGCUUCAUUGUUCUGUCCAGAAAACGAGAACGAAGUGCGCGCGCAGCUUUUCAGUAUCACGAUGUUCAUGUGUGGUGUCGCUACUAUCCUACAGUGUGUCCUUGGUGUGAGGUUGCCGAUCAUCCAAGGCGGAUCUCAUGUUUUUGUGGCCCCGAUAGUUGUGAUGAUGACUUUGGACCGAUUCAAAUGUCCAACAGAGGAAAUGAACGGUUUGCACGGAAACCAUAGUUUAUUCAUUCCCUGGGAGAGGAGGAUGAGAGAGGUCCAGGGUAACCUAAUCCUGGCUUCUAUCACCCAGGUGGUGGUGGGGGGCCUGGGUCUUAUUGGACUGAUCCUGAGGUUUGUCGGACCCCUCACCAUAGCGCCUACUGUGUCACUAAUUGGACUGUCCCUCACACACGUGGUCUCAGAGUUUUGUGAAAAGCAAUGGGGUAUUUCUCUACUAACAGUUGCGUUGUUGCUACUGUUUUCAAAUGUUAUUCACAAGGUGCAACUUCCGGUUCCGGCCUUUUCUUUGAAGAAGAAAUGUCAUUUGACGAAGCUUCCGAUAUUCCAGCUUUUUCCAGUUGUGAUAACGAUUUCCAUCAUGUGGGUUUUCUCUUUUGUUUUGACCGAGUUGGACGUUUUUCCAAACAACAGCACAGAACCUUCUUUCCGUGCAAGAACCGAUUCCAGAGUCGACAUUUUGUACGAUGCUGCUUGGUUCCAGUUACCUCUUCCUCUUCCAUUUGGAAUGCCGACAUUCAGUGCUGCAGGGUACAUGGGUAUGCUUGCUGCCACUGUGGCAUCCAUUUUUGAAUCCGUUGGUGAUUAUUUCACAGCUGCUCGCUUCUCUGAGGCGCCGGUGCCACCCGUCCAUGCAAUCAACAGAGGCAUCUUCAUAGAAGGUUUUGCAAGCAUCAUAUCUGGUCUGAUGGGAGCGGGCCACGCGACCACAUCGUACAGUGGAAACAUCGGGAUCAUUGGAAUAACAAAAAUAGCUAGCAGGGCGGUGUUUGUAACAGCCGGAGCCAUGUUAGUUCUGUGGGGUGUGGUGGGGAAGGUGGGAGCUGUCCUGGCCUUGAUUCCUGACCCUAUCGUUGGAGGAACCCUGCUACUGGGGCUCGGAAUGGUGGCCUCUGUAGGUAUAUCAGUCUUACAGUUCUGUGAGCUCUAUUCCACUCGCAAUAUUACAAUUAUCGGCAUCUCCUUCUUGAUGGGUCUUAUGCUACCAGAAUGGCUGAGUGAAAACGAGGAUUUUGUCAAAACAGGUUCUGCGGACUUGGAUCAGGUGAUCAAGGUGCUAUUCGGAACUGCCUCCUUCACGGGAGGUUUCAUAGGUUUCAUGCUGGAUAACAUUGUUCCUGGCACUGCUUAUGAACGAGGGUUAAAACGUUGGGUGGAGGUAAAGAGUCCCUCCCAGAGAGGGGACGAGGCGACCCUGUACUGUAUCCCCGCCAUCAGGGCCCGCAUGAAAAGGCUGCGCUGCUGCAGUUACUUCCCCCUUUCACCAACCUUUACCCCCGGUAGAGGGAAACGAGGCUUGAAGAACCAUGGUGUUAAAAAUGAAAGCUUUGAUUUAAAGGAAGUGAAAACAGUUUAAGUUACCCCCCUUGAAUUCAUUAAUGGACUUGAAAUAUACUCACAUUUGUUUUACACAGCUAGUAAAACUAUAGUUUCAACAAUAAUUGUUGUUUAUUAAUAUAAAAGUGGGUAUGUCACUACAAUGAAUAAUUAU
Messenger RNA from Magallana angulata, 1998 nucleotides. Its product is annotated as solute carrier family 23 member 2-like. Gene Ontology annotation, biological process: transmembrane transport. The transcript has 11 exons. Bases 46 to 1863 code for a protein of 605 amino acids. The record is from RefSeq and is a predicted model, not a curated record. Gene Ontology annotation, cellular component: membrane. Lineage: Eukaryota; Metazoa; Mollusca; Bivalvia; Ostreida; Ostreidae. Gene Ontology annotation, molecular function: transmembrane transporter activity.